This is a messenger RNA of Tachysurus fulvidraco (yellow catfish), 2349 nucleotides long. RefSeq names its product putative pyruvate dehydrogenase phosphatase isoenzyme 2 (gene pdp2). Bases 98 to 1630 code for a protein of 510 amino acids. Gene Ontology annotation, molecular function: protein serine/threonine phosphatase activity; cation binding. The record is from RefSeq and is a predicted model, not a curated record. NCBI's taxonomy places the organism in Eukaryota, Metazoa, Chordata, Actinopteri, Siluriformes, Bagridae. The transcript has 2 exons. Gene Ontology annotation, biological process: protein dephosphorylation.
ACACUACAUUACCCAGAAUGCUCGUGUAACCGUGAAGCGGAAGUAAACUGGUUUAUUUUCUCAGCUGUAGGUGCUUUAGACUCCGCCCACAGCGGCAAUGACGUCAUCCAGCAUGGCGGCGCGUCUCCUGCUGCAGCUCGGCCGGUCGAGUCGUGCACGUUUGUCCGCUGGUGUUCCUCCUGCUGCCGGUGUGCAGCUCGUACAGACACGGGGGAGGAGAUCAGACCGAGAACAUGGACCUGAGCUGGAACUCCAGCUGAGCCGCCUGCAUGUGGACGCGCUGCUGCGCACUAAUGAGCAGUUUGUACGAGUUCCGGAGUUUGAUGGACGCGGAGGUCUGAGUCCGGUGUUGAAGUUCGAAAGCAACCAGCUCGCUGCUAAUUGUCCUCUAGAGGACCGGCGCAGCAGCGCCACCUGCCUGCGGACGCGGGGGCUGCUGUUUGGCGUGUUUGAUGGUCACGGUGGUCACGCCAAUGCUCAGGUGGUCAGUGAGCGUCUGCCUUAUUAUGUCGCUGUAGCGAUGAUGUCAGAGUCCAGCCUGGAGGAUCUGGAGGCUUCCAUGGAGAUGUUGCGGCCAGUACCACCCAUUCUGCAGUGGUACAGACACCACAAUGACCACGUAUACCGAGAGUCUGCUGCUCUUUACAUCAAUCACUUACGUGUUUUCUGGCAGGAGCUGCUCGCCAGCGAAGAGCACGGAGAUGGAAUGAACCCCAGCGACGCCCUCCGCUAUGCUUUCCAGCGCCUAGACGCGGAUCUUUCGCUGGAGGCUCAAGUCCCUCUGGCGAGUGAUCUCAUGCGGAACACGGCGGUACAGGCGGCUUUUGCAGGGUGCACGGCUUGUCUCGCUCAUAUAGGACCCAAAGGAAUUUAUGUAGCGAACGCUGGAGACUGUCGAGCCGUGCUCGGAGUUCAGGAAAGCGACGGGAGCUGGAGCGCGCUGCCUCUUUCACAGGACCACAACACAACCAACUCAGCUGAAGUGGAGCGAGUACUCUCUCAGCAUCCAUCUAGUGAGCGCCAGACGGUCAUCAUGGACGACAGGCUGCUCGGCGUGUUGAUGCCCCUGCGAGCUUUUGGAGACGUUCGGUUUAAAUGGAGUCGUGAGCUGCAGCAGAGUGUGUUAGAAAAUGGAGGCUGUGACUCAGAGGCACUAAAUAUUUAUCAAUACACACCACCUAAUUACCUCACGCCACCGUACCUUGAGGCCACACCUGAGGUCACUUAUCACCGUCUGCGCCCUCAGGACCGCUUCCUGAUCCUGGCGUCGGACGGGUUGUGGGAUGAAAUGGACAACGAGGAGGCGGUCCGGCUGGUGGCAGAACAUUUAACCGGCUUCCACCUGCAGGCUCCUGUCUCGGUCAGCCAGCAAAAGUUCAGCCUGGGACAGAUGCACCAGCUGCUGCUACAGCGCCAGGCUCGUGCCACGCCAGCACUCGACCUCAAUGCAGCUACACAUCUGAUUCGCCACGCUCUCGGUACAAACGAGUAUGGAGAGAUGGACCAGGAGAGACUAGCAGCCAUGUUGGCGCUCCCAGAUGACCUGGCACGCAUGUACCGUGAUGACAUCACCGUCACUGUGAUCUAUUUUAACUCUAGUCUCAACAAAACUUCACGGAACCCUUUGUGACGGGUCUCUAUAUAAAACUGACCUGUAAUCAGCCCUCUAUCUCUGACAAACCCUGAGGUGUUCAGUCCGGUGUUCGAUGGAUGAAGUUUAAAUAUAUAAUUAAAAGUUGGAUGUAGAAACAAGUUUUAAUAUUUAUAUUGUUCUGAAGAUCAACAUUUGUGACAAUGGAGUUUCACAAGCCUGUGUGCAGAGAUUAUUGUCUUUAUACUUUUACAUUUUCUGAUAAAAAAUAAAGAAAUGAAAUCUGUUCUUAACUGUAAGUGAACCUCGUCACCUGGUUUACGAGUGUCCGCUUGUAUAUAAGCAGUAGCUCAAACCUGUAAAGAUGCUUUUUUUAAGACAAUGUGACUUAUCUAAUCUCGGCUACACAAAAACUACAAAAAUAUGGACUCCUAAUGUUGAUAUAUUGUGAGUUCUGUAUCAUUAGUGAUGUAAAACUGAUCAUCAGCAGGUGUGGAGCCACGCGGUAGCUUUUUAUCUGUUUCGUUUUAUUCCAAAUGAAUCCAAAUAAUUCCUUAUUGCACAUGGACAUUAAAGCCAAUCUUUCUUUCAUGCAGUUUCCUGUUGUGAACAAAUGAGUUUGGAUUUUGUGCCGAUUAACAUUUAUUUCUUUUUAAAAAACCUUCCUUAUGUUGUGCCUUACGUUGUGCUUCACCAGUGGAAACGAAGCUGAAUAAACCUGAUCUUAAAUAAAUCUUAUUAAGAACUGUUCACACUCA